Molecule: messenger RNA, 459 nt
Organism: Tripterygium wilfordii
Lineage: Eukaryota; Viridiplantae; Streptophyta; Magnoliopsida; Celastrales; Celastraceae
Exons: 1
Coding region: 1-459 (152 amino acids)
Source: RefSeq, a predicted model, not a curated record
AUGGUCUUUGCUGACGACGAAGCUACCCAGCUUCUACAUCCGCACCAUGAUGCUUUGGUGCUCACGCUUCAGGUUGCCACUAUUAAUUUGAAGCGAAUAUUGAUUGAUAAUGGGAGUUCAGCCAAUGUAUUAUUUCUGGCUACAUACAAAGGGAUGGGUCUAGAUGAGACUUUGAUCCUGCGAAAAUCAACAACGCUUAUUGGUUUUAAUGGCGAGGUGAGCCAUUCAUUGGGUGAAGUUACAUUGCCCAUCUAUGCCCCAGGAUUGAAUAAGCAUACUAGGUUUUCAAUUGUGGAUUCGUCAUCUGCUUACAAUGCUAUUCUGGGACGCCCUUGGUUGCAUGCUAUAAGGGUCAUGCCCUCCACUUAUCACCAGGUCCUAAUAUACUUUACCAAUGGUAGCAUUAGAGAAAUCAAGGGUGAUCAACACUCUUCCAGGAGUUGCUAUAAACCACCAUGA